AUGGACGUUAUCACGAAGAAGCUUGAGAAUACCGGUCUCAAGCUGGGCCCCUUGGUCGUCUGGGUAGACAACGAAGCUACUGUUUCGAAGCUCGUUGACGCUCUCUAUGGGCUCAAGAAAGGCCCAGCCUCGAUAUAUAUCGAUCUCGAGGGUGUCAACCUCUCCCGUCAUGGAACGAUUUCUAUCAUGCAAAUCUACGAUGCGGUCGACAAGUGCGUAUACCUUGUCGACAUCCAUACUUUUGGGGCCAAAUGCUUCUCCACUCCGGGCAAAGACGGUCGCACCUUGAAGCAUGUCCUCGAGGAUGACAACAUCGUCAAAGUCUUCUUUGACGUUCGAAACGAUUCGGAUGCCUUAUACGCGCAUUACAACAUCGAGCUCGCUGGCAUCCACGACCUUCAGCUCAUGGAGGUUGCUACGCGAAACUAUAACAGGAGACUUCUCAAUGGCCUUGCCAAGUGCAUCGAUAGAGACGCACCUCUCACCGAGCGGGAACGGGAAAACAUGCUGGACGUCAAAGCAAAGGGCCGCAAACUGUUCCUCCCUGAGCAAGGCGGAUCUUACGAAAUCUUCAACCAGCGUCCCCUUCCUGACUCACUCAAGUUGUACUGCGUUCACGAUGUCCAGGUCCUUCCAAGGCUCUACGACCACUAUGAUAAGAAGAUGAGCGAGGCGUGGCGACGAAAGGUCCUUGAUGUCUCGGUGGAAAGAGUAACCAUGUCGCACAGAGCCGAUUACGUUACAUCUGGACGUUUUAUGGCUUUUGCACCUGCAAGCUGGUUAUAUGGGAAGGAGGUUUAA
This is a messenger RNA of Fusarium coffeatum, 801 nucleotides long. RefSeq lists its product as uncharacterized. The record is from RefSeq and is a predicted model, not a curated record. The transcript has a single exon. Gene Ontology annotation, molecular function: nucleic acid binding; 3'-5' exonuclease activity. NCBI's taxonomy places the organism in Eukaryota, Fungi, Ascomycota, Sordariomycetes, Hypocreales, Nectriaceae. Bases 1 to 801 code for a protein of 266 amino acids. Gene Ontology annotation, biological process: nucleobase-containing compound metabolic process.